Sclerotinia sclerotiorum 1980 UF-70 is the source of this 1737-nucleotide messenger RNA. RefSeq lists its product as hypothetical. Gene Ontology annotation, biological process: carbohydrate transport; transmembrane transport. Gene Ontology annotation, cellular component: membrane. NCBI's taxonomy places the organism in Eukaryota, Fungi, Ascomycota, Leotiomycetes, Helotiales, Sclerotiniaceae. The coding region runs from base 1 to 1737 and encodes 578 amino acids. The transcript has 2 exons. Gene Ontology annotation, molecular function: carbohydrate:proton symporter activity. The record is from RefSeq and is a predicted model, not a curated record.
AUGGCGGAAAAAGGGGCUUCGAGCCAGGCGCUCGUGGCUCGACAGAAUGCAGCAAAAGCCCAUGGUCUCAUGGGCAUGCUAAAGAAUCCUUAUGUAUUCAUGACAUGUUUGUUCGCAUCGUUAGGUUGUAUGAUGUAUGGUUACGAUCAAGGAGUAAUGUCACCAGUACUGGUUAUGGAGAACUUCCAGAACGAAUUCCCAACUCUCACAUCAUCGACCACUCAAGGAUGGCUCGUUGCUUCCCUGGAACUUGGUGCAUGGUUCGGUGCUCUUUUCAACGGAUACCUCGCGGAUAAAAUCUCGAGAAAAUACAGUAUGAUGGUUGCCGUUUUAAUCUUCACGCUCGGCACAGGUCUUCAAACUGGGGCACAAAAUCCUUCAUAUUUCUUCGGUGGCCGUAUCAUUGGUGGUGUGGGUAUUGGUAUGUUCUCUAUGGUUAUUCCAUUGUACCAAGCAGAAAUUGCACCACCGGAGCUUAGAGGAUCCUUGGUUUCACUUCAACAACUCUCCAUUACCAUUGGAACUACUAUUGCUUUCUGGCUUGACUUCGGUUUCUCCUUCUCCGGUGGUAACAAGUGCAAACCAGAGGGUAUCGCAGAUCCAUACCUUCCCGAUGGCACUUAUAAUGCUGCCGCAAACCACGGACAUCCUUGCACUGGUCAAAAUCAAAUUGCUUGGAGAGUUCCAUUGUCAUUACAAUUGAUUCCUGCAUGGACUCUUUUCAUUGGGAUGUUUUUCUUCCCAUUCUCCCCAAGAUGGUUGAUGCUGAAGCAUCGUGAAGAAGAAGCCAUUGCAUCCCUCUGCAAACUCAGACGCCUUGACGCCAAUGACCCAUUGUUGCGAGCGGAAUUUCUUGAGAUUAAGGCAGCUGUCAUGUUCGACGAGGAGACCCAAGCUGAGCAAAUUGGACAUGGUGGAAUGUUAGCCCCGUGGAAAGCAUUAUUCGUACCUCAUGUGUUCAAGAGAAUCUUCCUUGGAUGUGCUAUGAUGGUUUUCCAACAGUUUACUGGAAUUAACGCCGUUUUGUACUAUGCUCCUCAAAUUUUCUCCAGCUUCGGCUUUUCCAGCACUACCACCACUCUUCUCGCUACUGGAGUCACUGGUAUCUUGCAAGUCCUCUUUACUCUACCGGCGGUUCUGUACCUCGAUAAAUUCGGUCGUAAGACUUUUCUUAUUGCUGGUGCCAUCGGUAUGUGCAUCUGCCACGUCGUAGUAGCUUCCAUAGAAGGUGUUUAUGAAGACCAAUGGAAUCUUAAUGAAGGCCUUGCUGUGACGCAAGGAUGGGUCGCCAUCGUGUUCAUUUGGUUAUUUGCAGUUAACUUUGCCUACUCUUGGGGACCAGUCACCUGGGUUCUCGCUCAGGAGAUCUUCCCGGCCAGCGUUAGAUCUCGUGGUGUCUCACUUGUCGCAUCAACCAACUGGAUGUUCAACUUCGUCAUCGGCUUGACCACUAAAGACAUGCUGAACUCUAUGAAGUACGGUACAUACAUCUUCUUCGCUGUAUUUAGUGCUGGGGGUGGCUUCUUCAUCUGGAAAUUCUUCCCCGAAACAAAGGACAAGACAUUGGAGGAACUCGAUGUGUACUUCGGCGGUAGCAUUGACAGUAUUGCGGCUGCAGACAAGGCAAGAAUGCAAAGUAUCAACGAGAGGCUCGGCCUCGCCAAUGCUGAAAACCCUGUAGAUAUUAAGAUGAUGAAUGAGGAGAAGGUUGCUACAACUACCCACCGGGAAUUGUAA